Messenger RNA from Scedosporium apiospermum, 1362 nucleotides. RefSeq lists its product as uncharacterized. The record is from RefSeq and is a predicted model, not a curated record. The transcript has 3 exons. The coding region runs from base 1 to 1362 and encodes 453 amino acids. NCBI's taxonomy places the organism in Eukaryota, Fungi, Ascomycota, Sordariomycetes, Microascales, Microascaceae.
AUGACCCGUGGUUCCGCCACUCAGCUUACUGCAGUUGGCCGACCUCCUAGACGUGCCCGAUUGCGGGCUGUCGCUCAGCCACUGUAUUCGUCGCCAGCUGCCGCCCUACGCGGGCUGAGGCCAACCUACUACAACAGUGCCUCAACGCCACCAAACGAUAACAGCGAACCCACUGAGUCCACUAAGCCUUAUGAGCCCGACAAACCAAACCAAUGUGGCCCCUCACCCACACCACCACAGCCAUCACCGCAACCAGACCGCUCCAUCGAUGACCAAGAUUCCGAGUCUUGCAUGGCUGCUGCUUUUCUCGCGCUCGACGAUGGAAUCCAGCCUGACUUGCACCCGACAGCGCUCUACACCUAUUCCGGCACGACCAGCGAGCUCGGUCGAGGCAAGGCCAUGGCUUUGGAUCUCUCGUUUCUUCAUCAAGCAUCGGACAACGAAUUCCAGCCAACAAAGCUCCCUCUCACCGACACAGAUGCAUCCUCUACAGUUGACUGGUGUUUCGAUGAGCCGUCACAUUUCGUCUUGUCUCCUAGCUCUGUCGAGCUUCCAGCCCUAAGUCUUGCCGCACCUACGGACAACGCGUCGGAACCUUCAAACGGCGGCAGCAGUACUGCAUCACCGUGCACAUGCCUAGCUACGGUCAUCAACCUGCUGCUUCAUAGAACUUUUGCCUUCCAAUUUGCCAUCAAGAUUCUUACGAUACAACUCAACAAGUCAACGCAAAUCAAUACACCGAAAAUGCUACUCAACGCCCUGUUUCUGUUCAGUGCUGGCUUCAUUGGCUCUGCUCUGGGAUACCACGAAGGUGACAAGAUCUAUGCUCAGGCUAGCGACAUCGACCUCGGCCACGGAACGACUAUUUUCGGAGGCGUUAAGUACGCAUUCGAGGCACCACCCGGCGACGAGCAUUGGUACAUCACCAACUCAAACGGAACGGAGACCCCCCACUGGAAGUACCUUCCCAACCUCAAGGCCAGCGCGCCGGCCCCCUUCUCUGCGGGUUCUGUCCCUGCGGAUUCCAUCACCAGCGAGGCUGGAGCCGGUCUCGACAAGCGCCAACGACCACCGGAUUACAUGAACUACUAUAACUUGGCGAAUUGCAACGACUUCGAUGCCCAAGACAGGCCAGUCACGCUCAACCGAUGUGUCUACAACAGGGCGUUGGUAGCAUGGUCGUCGUCCUUCACGCCAGCUGGGUCAACCUGUCGCUUCAUUGUCAACUACUAUAACUCCGGCUGCGGUCCGGGAUCAACCUGCUCCGGGUACAUUACGCAGACCUUCGACUGGGCCGGAUGCUUCAACCCCCCAAGGAUAUUUUGCUCCACGUUUGCCACCUGUUGCUUGUCUGGCUGCUAA